Thunnus maccoyii (southern bluefin tuna) is the source of this 4063-nucleotide messenger RNA. It is a transcript of the gene gng3, whose product is annotated as guanine nucleotide binding protein (G protein), gamma 3. Bases 197 to 424 code for a protein of 75 amino acids. The record is from RefSeq and is a predicted model, not a curated record. Gene Ontology annotation, molecular function: G-protein beta-subunit binding. Gene Ontology annotation, cellular component: heterotrimeric G-protein complex. NCBI's taxonomy places the organism in Eukaryota, Metazoa, Chordata, Actinopteri, Scombriformes, Scombridae. Gene Ontology annotation, biological process: G protein-coupled receptor signaling pathway. The transcript is spliced from 3 exons.
AUUGUGGCAGAAUUGCAGUGCACUGGGCUGUUGAGAGCAGGGUACCAUCCAGGCUGUUGUCUGUGAGGGGUGGGGUCCGGCUACACUGAUACCACCAAACAUAAGCUUACAGAGGGACACAGAAAGACAGCAAAAGAGAGGAAAAAAGAGAGAGAAGAGGGGGGAAGAUUGCACCUGAAGAGGAAUAUAAUACGGGAUGAAAGGAGACACCCCAGUGAACAGCACCAUGAGUGUCGGCCAAGCCAGGAAGCUGGUGGAGCAACUGAAGAUAGAGGCUAGUUUCUGCAGGAUAAAGGUAUCAAAGGCAGCGGCCGACCUGAUGGCGUACUGUGACGCACACGCCUGUGACGACCCCCUGAUCACCCCCGUACCCACCUCAGAGAACCCCUUCAGGGAGAAGAAGUUCUUCUGCGCUCUGCUUUGAGACCAAUCAGGGAUUGUUGUGAUAAAAGUACAACUGUACAGUAUGUACAUGUAUGUACAGUGUGUACAUGUACUUCCAAUCUAAAUAAGACAUCAAUGUACUAUAGUAACCUUGCAUAAAAGCUGCCGAUGUACAGUACAUAAACAACAAAAUGUCUUGAACUAAAUUCUUUAACUGCUAACGUCUGUCUCAAUGUUAAGAGGGGAAUUUGAGACAAAACCUAAACAUUCAAUCAAUAAUGAGUCAAGAGUUAUCGCUAUCAAGACCCAAAAUACAAAAGUUUAAAGGAGAAUUAUAAAACAACUGUCAUCUGGUUGAAAACAUGGACAUCUCAUGCACAAAUAUAUCACAGGUAACUGCCAAAAAGGAAACAUGCUGAGCAUCAAGUGUCUUAAUAGGCUACACCAACAACAGGAACAGAUUCAUUUGGAUUCUGCAGCAUUUGAAACUUUUAACUGGGAUGCUAAAUUCCUACAUUAGGUCUUUGGAUUGUGGUGGUGCUACAUGUCUCAGAUGCUGCUCCGAUAGGUCCAGGUUGUCAGUUCUCCACCUAUAAAUUGCGCAUACAUUUGAGACCAGGAAACUGAGAGAAAGAAUAGCCUGUGAUAGAUAAUUAAGUAUGACGUUUCCCAUAAUUGUCAUUGUUUCCACGCUGACGUUUGGUGACUACCUGUAGAUGGAGGUAAUAACAUCCUUUCUUCCAUCAGAAUAGCAAUGCUUCACUUAAAGGUUCUUCAUUUUCCAAUUAACAUGUACAUCGUCCUUUACAGCUGAAUCCCAUCUGUUGUUGCCAUGUUUUGUAUCCACUGAAGUGUUUCCUGUGUUUUGGCAGUUACUUGUUACAACAGCUAUUUAUGAGUGGGCUACAAUCAUGUCGGUCAAAGUUUUAUUAAGCAUUUUGCUCAUUUCUAUACUGUUGCUGUAGUGUGGAUGUGGACGUGUGUGUGUAUGCAUUAGGUGCUACUGUGAAACUUCAGUAACAAUUCUGAGCAUCUGGUCACUGUUAAAUCAAGAUUUUAUAGUUCAAUAGCACACAAACCCAAAAAUAACAUUCCAGGGGUUAUGGAUAUGUAUAAUCUAAGCCAUUAAAGCAAAAUGAGAUAUUUGAUUAUUAUGAGUGUCGCAUUAACAGUUUUCUAUUUCUUUAAGUCAAAUAAUAAAUACAGCAGUUAUAAUGUACUUUUACAGACAGGUGUGCAUUGUCACUUUGAUUAAUCAGGUUCUCCAGAGCAGAGGGGUCCUUGACGGUUUCCAGAGGAUCAUGGAUAAUAUGUCUAUUCUGAUCCUUAUAAGAGAGGACUGAUGAGAAUGAAUUGAGAGUUCUCAUUUUAAUUAAAGCUUUCACUUUUUCCAUGGUUAUUUCUCCAUCUACAGUACAGGCAAUGGCUCAGUUUUGCUCUAAAUUAUAUCCACAAAACAAGGAAACUGCUCUCCUGACGUGAUCCCAUCACGAGCUCCGUAGCAUCUUUGGCAUGCUUCAUUUUUUGGGAGGGACCCCUGCUCUGGACCUUUUCAAAAAUUGACCAAUGUAUUUUCAAUAACUUGCAAAUCAAAUUUGAAGCUUUGGCGAAAGAACAACCGUGGAAUAUCAAGCAUUGAAAUAAAACCUCCUGUCAUCAAAGGUUUUCUUUCAUUUGUGACUUUAUUGAUAAAAAUGCAAACUUUAAUGAAGAUGUUAAAAAAAAAGUGUCCAAAUCUGAUACCUGCCUUAUUUUUCAAUAAUAAGAGAAAUAUAGAAACUCAAAGGUUUCACAGUCAGAGGCAAACACAUCAGCCAGCGUUUUAACAAGGAGCGGCUACAAAACAGUUCGGCUACGUUCAGACUGCAGGCAAAAGUGGCCCAAAUCUGAUUUUUUUUUUUUUUAACGUCACUCUAAAUCGACAUUCGUCACAAUUCUGAAUACAAACAUGGAAGACAGCUGCACACACCUCCGUACAGAAGUAGCAGCCAUUGCUCCACAAAAAGCCAUAAUUAAAAAUUGGUCUCUCUUUCUCCUCGUCAUCAUUAUCAUCUGCUCAUACAACUUAUAAAUGAAACCGUAAACACCGACUUCAAUGGCCUCCAUGUUUACUUUGUGUGACAGCGUGCUGCGUGUGACGUCUUUGUUAUUGUUCUUUUGCACAUCCAGGUCAGUUCAGGACCAUGACCAAAAAAAAACCCGAUGUGAAAAGCCAAACAAAGAAAAAUCAGAUUGAAGGAUAAAUCUGAGUUGAGCACUACGGCUUUCAGUGUGAACGUAGCCUUACAUCUUCAUACAGCAGGUGACUGCUGGGUGCAAGCAUUACUCAAUGUGAGGUUAUCUGAUAACUGAGUAACCAGCUUGGACAUGCACUACUGCAGAUUUUAUAGGUUAUCUGACUAGAUAAUAUGCUAAAACUAUCAUGCAUUAAGGCAUUUCAUGUUUAGAAAGACAGUCAAAGAUAAUAUUACACUCUUUUAUGAAGUCCUAACUAAAUCUGUCAGGUGGUAUCCAUCUUCAUUUAAAGCCAUUGGAAACUUAGAUCAGUCAUGUACUCUUUCAUGUUUAGAGGCAAAUUUGAGACUUCUUAUUUUUAAGUCAAGAAAAAGAUUGGAUGUUUUUUUUCUCAAUCUUGUUGAGCUUUUUAUUUGCAGAAUGAGAAACAAAGUCGACUUCUAUUAAGGCUUCAAACACAUUCAAUCAGAUUACUUCAGCAUCUCAGCUACUUCAGCCACUUAACUGUUAAUGGACAAAUAGUGCUGACUGGUGUAUCAUGGCUGUUUGUUAUGAUUAAGAUGGCUGCCAUAUGAUUGUGACAAUGUUGUCGUAGGAAUGGUUUUAUGUGUGAAUAGUGUGAGAACCUUGCAAUGCAUUUGGUGCUGUGUCACCACAAUGUGCAAUGAAAAUUCACAUUUUCCUAACAUCAUGGCAGUCAUUUAACACACCAACCAGCCACAUCGAUCAGACCAUUUGUUUUGACCUCUAGAACUUCAGGCAAGUACUAAAUGCUUUGUGAUAAAAAGUAUUAUCUAGCUAAUCUAGUAAACAUACACUUGUAAUUUAAUUCUUUAAUGGAAAGAUCGCAGUCCGCUCAUCAGCAAUAGACACAUUUUUGGGUGUUUGAGUUUGUAGCAUCUGCAUCUUUAUUUGUAUACAUUUCCAUCUUCAGGUUCAAACAAGCUUUGAGCGGACCAGAUGUGUGGGGGGGUUUCAACAAGUUAAAACCGCAAAUUCUUCAUAAUUACAAAAAAUAUAUAAAAUUCUCUGCAAAGACCAGUGUCACAUUAGUUUUUGAGGUUUAGUUUUCAUGAGUCUCACAUAUAUCAUUUACAUCAUCUGCAAACCAGACUAACCAAAUUGUUGAUGGAAUUACAGUACGUUACUUAACUGUGGUAUGAUGUACCAUUUAAAAAAAAAAAAGAAGAAGAAAAAAACAGCUUACAUCAACUUUCCAAUGGCUUUAAAAACAGGCAAAGAAGCCCAGAAGUUGAAGUUAAGUAUUAGUCUGGAUUGUACUGGUAAAUCACAUUUCAAGAAAGAACAAUGCGUGAACUAAAAUAAUAUCAAAAUGGUAAAAUAGUUAAACAAUGAACAAACUGCCAAUGUUGAGCUUGGAAAGGCAAAUUCUCUGUGAAUGGUGAACAAUGGAUGAACAAUAAAUUUAAAAUUCAACCUUAAA